Molecule: messenger RNA, 1863 nt
Organism: Humulus lupulus (European hop)
Lineage: Eukaryota; Viridiplantae; Streptophyta; Magnoliopsida; Rosales; Cannabaceae
Product: zinc finger protein ZAT9-like
Exons: 1
Coding region: 250-1500 (416 amino acids)
Biological process (GO): regulation of DNA-templated transcription
Source: RefSeq, a predicted model, not a curated record
AAAGAGAAAAUAUUUACAACGAAAUUACAAAAGUAAAAAUAGAAAAAAAGGAUUUUUUUUUUCCGUAACUUUUGGUAUAUAUCUCUCUCUUGGUGGAGGAAUGCUUGUCACCUACUCCUUUUUUAGUUUCCACUCUCUCACAUAAACAAUAGGAAACAAAAGAAAAAGAACACAUAGCUCUCAAGAAACUCCCAAACAAAAAUCAGCCAUAGCCAUUGAGCUCUGCUUCUGCUCUGUUAUUGGGUUUCAAUGGAGAAACAUAAGUGUAAGCUCUGCUUUAGAAGCUUCUCUAAUGGCAGAGCUUUAGGGGGUCACAUGAGGUCUCAUAUGUUGAACCUUCCGAUUCCUCCGAAGCUAGAAGAGGAAGAGCAGCAGCCACGACAACCUCCGUCACCGCCUGAACUCAGUAACUCGGCUGAGUCAGCCUCGUCUGCAUCGUCUUCUGACGAUGAUGAAGGAGAAGAAGAAAUUGAGGAAAGGGAAUUGGUAGAUGAGAAGGGUGUGUAUUAUGGGCUGAGAGAGAAUCCAAAGAGGAGCAUUCGAUUGGUAGAUCCUGAGUUUUCGUUUCCUGUGGUGGAUGCCGGCUCUGUUGUCCUUCAAGACCGAGAGAGCGAGACCGAGUCAUCCAAGAACCCAACUCGGAGACGAUCCAAGAGAACUCGGAAAUCGGGUGUGUUUGAGAGACACCACCACCACCACCAUCGUCUCCAUCAAGAACAACAACAAUACCAUAAAAUUGACCACCAGCAUCAUCAUCAUCAAGAUCAAGAAGAGAACGAUUCUUUUAAGAAGAUAAAGCUUAGCAAGUUGAGUAACAAGACCGAUUCUUGGGCCGAGCCAGAACCGGUGAGUUCAAUCUCUGAUGCUACUACUGAAGAAGAUGUUGCUUUUUGUCUUAUGAUGCUGUCGAGGGACAAAUGGAAGAGACAAGAGAACCAACAACGACGAGUCAUAGAUGAAGACGAGGAGGAGGAAGAAGAAGAAGAAGAAGAAGAAAGAUCCAUAGAAGAGAGUGACCAAUCAGAGGAGCUCAAAUCUACGAGGACUAAUAUUAAUGUAAGUAGAACAAGAGGUAAGUACAAGUGCGAGACGUGCAAGAAAGUGUUUCGAUCUUAUCAAGCUUUAGGCGGACACAGAGCCAGUCACAAAAAGAUCAAAGUUUCAAAUCUUGCUACUGCUUUGGAUGAGCCUGAAGAAAAUGCAGCAACUACUACUACUGCUUCAAUGCCGGAGAAGAAAGUCCAUCAAUGCCCUGUUUGUUUCAGAGUUUUCUCAUCUGGGCAAGCCCUCGGUGGCCAUAAAAGAUCACAUGUUACUGGUUCAUACACCAUUACUACGACUACAACUACAACUCAAACUCAAACUAAUAAGAGCUCGAAAAAGGUCGUAGAAAGUUUGAUAGAUCUUAAUCUUCCAGCUCCAGUCGAUGAAGAUGAAGUUAGCCAAAUCGAACACUCGGCGGUUUCUGAUGGAGAAUUCGUAAACCCCAUUAGGCAUUAAAACAGUUUUUUGUUUUUUUUGCUUGCCCACAUUGGAUAUUUCGUCUUCCCAAGAAUAGCUUUGAUCGGUUCCAAUUUCAAGGUACAACAAUUUUUUUGGCCCGCUUUGCUUGGAUCUGAUAUUACGACCAUGUUGUUUAUUGCAAACAAAGGUGAAGUUCGUUUUGCUCAGCUUUUACUAUAAUUAUAAAAUUUAUCUUCUUCUUUCUUUUUUUUUUCUUUCAUUUUCUAACUGUAAUCCAUUUCUCUCAAUUCUGUAACAACUAAUUCCAACUCCCGACGGUGAAGUAACUACAAAGUUUUCAGUUUUAAAAAGGUUUUCACAAGUUCUAAAUAGAAAAAAACAAAUAAGUAUUAUGGUUAA